This is a messenger RNA of Xiphias gladius (swordfish), 1985 nucleotides long. It is a transcript of the gene eya2, whose product is annotated as EYA transcriptional coactivator and phosphatase 2. Gene Ontology annotation, biological process: cell differentiation; multicellular organism development; negative regulation of extrinsic apoptotic signaling pathway in absence of ligand. The coding region runs from base 238 to 1668 and encodes 476 amino acids. The transcript is spliced from 16 exons. Gene Ontology annotation, cellular component: nucleus. The record is from RefSeq and is a predicted model, not a curated record. Lineage: Eukaryota; Metazoa; Chordata; Actinopteri; Istiophoriformes; Xiphiidae. Gene Ontology annotation, molecular function: protein tyrosine phosphatase activity.
GGAACCUGAAGUCUUCGCUCGUUGGGUUAACAUCACUUCCCCACCGCCUGGAAAGCAAACACGCUUCUGAAAGCUGCGGAGGACGAGAGGAGAGUUGACGGCUCGAGAGGAGCUUGAGUAAUAGCAGUGUGACGGGAUAAAGAGGAUAAGGCUCUCUCCACAGAGGCAGGGCUUCUUAUUAUCUUUUUUCAAACUCAUCAUAUCUACUGCAGGAUCAACUGACGGGGGAAAAGUGUCAUGGCUGCAUAUGGACAGACUCAGUACAGCCCCGCCCUCCAACCUGCAGGACCAUACGCACCUUACACUCACCACACACAGGGCUACAGCAUGCCAUCUUACAACAUUAAAACAGAGGACGGCCUGAGUCACUCUCCGGGACAGACGGGGCUCCUGGGCUACUCAAACUUCAGCAGCACUCCUCCCAGUCAGAGUCUCUACAGCUACUCACACACACAUGGUGGUGGAAUUUCACCUGGAAUUUUUCAAGGCACCCAUGCAAUCUCCAGUUCAACCCCAUUCAAUCCUACCCAACAAGAAUUCUCGGCGUACUCAAGCUACAGUCAGAGUCAGUACUCCCCGUAUUAUAACUCACAUCACUACAACAGCCCCUACCUAACCAGCAGCAACAUCAGCCCUGCUGCCAUCACAGCGCCAUUAGCCUAUCAGCACCCAGAACACCCCGUCAUGCUGCCCAAUCAGAGCCCAGAGUCACAUACGGGCGAGUACCACCCACCGCCCAGCCCCCCCACACCAGGUAAAGAAGAGGGGGUUGCAGCACGGAGGGGGUCAGAUGGGAAGUUGAGGGGGAGGAAAAGAGUCAGUGACCCCGCUCCACCUCUGGACUCUGAUAUAGAGCGAGUGUUUAUCUGGGACCUGGAUGAAACCAUCAUCAUUUUCCAUUCGCUCCUCACGGGAACCUUCUCCUCACGAUUUGGCAAGGACUCCUCAAAGGCAGUUUCUCUUGGUUUGUGGAUGGAGGAGAUGAUCUUCAACCUGGCCGACUCACGACUCUUCUUCAAUGACCUGGAGGAAUGUGACCAGGUUCACAUUGAUGACGUGGCAUCAGACGACAAUGGACAGGACCUGAGCACUUACAACUUCGGGUCGGACGGCUUCCAGAGCCCAGCAGGGGCCGGCUCUCUGUGCCUGGGGUCAGGGGUCCACGGAGGGGUGGACUGGAUGAGGAAACUGGCUUUCCGAUACCGCAGAGUCAAGGAGAUCUACAACACAUACAAGAAUAAUGUUGGGGGUUUGCUGGGCAGCCCCAAGCGAGAGGAGUGGUUACAGCUGAGAAGAGAGAUGGAGGUCCUGACUGACCUGUGGCUGACUCAAGCACUCAAAGCCCUGGCUCUCAUCAGCUCGAGGCCUAACUGUGUGAACGUGCUGGUGACCACCACCCAACUCAUCCCAGCCCUCUCCAAGGUCUUACUGUACGGUCUGGGCUCAGCCUUCCCCAUAGAGAACAUAUACAGUGCCACCAAGACAGGCAAAGAGAGCUGCUUUGAGCGCGUCUCUCAGAGAUUUGGUCGGAGAGCAGUUUAUGUGGUGAUAGGAGAUGGAGCUGAAGAAGAGACCGUGGCCAAAAAGAAGAACAUGCCGUUCUGGAGGGUGUCGUGUCGGGCCGAUCUGGAAGCUCUAAGCCACGCACUGGAGCUGGACUACCUCUAGAGGGCGCCGGCUGUCACACUCUGCUCUUCCCAGUCCAAAUCAAGAAACGCUCCUGAAUGAUCCUGAGUGCGGCUGGCGGCUUGAAGGUGCCCCACCCCAGAGACUGACUCAAAGUCGGCACUGCUAGCUCGAGUGAGCACCCAGGCAGAGGACUCUGAAGCGAGGCUGCCGUAUAUAUGUGACACAUAAACGUGAAGCCAAAAGUGCUGGACCAAAAUAAAAAAAAUAAAAAAACAUAAAACAAGAGACCAAAGCUUCAUGACCAGGGAAAUGUGGUCAGUACUGCAAAUACUUUUUUUUUUUUUUUAAACAAAAAA